This is a messenger RNA of Phascolarctos cinereus (koala), 4530 nucleotides long. NCBI's taxonomy places the organism in Eukaryota, Metazoa, Chordata, Mammalia, Diprotodontia, Phascolarctidae. The record is from RefSeq and is a predicted model, not a curated record.
CACAAACACACAUACACUUCGAAGGAGGAAAGUCAAGCUAAAAGUCUGUGGUGCCACUGCCUGCCUACACCUCCGGCCGCCGCUGCAAGCCCCCAGCCCCACCUCCCUCCGGAGAGAGUCAAAAGAGAUGGUGACGCCUGACAAGAAACCUAAUUCAGCUUAUGAAAAAUCAGACCAAGGACUCUGAAACCAGUGAAAUAAUCAUCCUAGAGCAGUAUCGUACUGGGGAAUACAAGAAGAAAGCCAAUGCAUCUGUAAUUCUCAUGCAGAUCAUCAUUGAGGAGGCCCGCAUCUGUACCCAGAGACCCCAGCAACGCUAAUCUGGAAAUCCUGGGCACUUUCACUUGGUCUGUGAAACUUGGAAACUUAAAGAAAUAGAAAUACAUCCCUGAGACGGUUGGCCAUGGAAAUCAAGGAGGAAAAAACAGCAGAGGAAGGGCAGCAUUUUCUUCAAACAGCCCAGGCAAAUGAUCUGCGAGAACUCCAGUUCACAAGUAUUCAGAAGAGUGCAAAUGAGCCUAAGUUGGAAUUCAGCCUUGCAUGCAAGGAUCUGGGGGCGCCUGCCCGGGACUGCAAGCUGAACACCCUGGUUCAGAUCUCAGUAAUCCACCCAGAAGAGCAGAGUGUGACAAGGUAUUCCAGCACCGAGACUGUUGAGGGCACAAGAAACCCACUGUUUUUGACUGGUGUGACAUUUCCACCUGAAUACCCUAUCUAUGAGGAGACCAAUAUCAAAUUGACAGUCUAUGAUGUCAAGGAUAAGUUUCAUGAUACGGUCCGUACCAGUGUCCUGCCUGAGAACAAGGAGCCACGGUCAGAUGUUGGUCGGAGCUUCUUGGGCUGUGCUAGUUUUAAAGUAGGGGACCUGCUGAAAUCGAAGGAGCAGCUGCUAACCCUUAGCCUAAGAACUUCCGAUGGUGGAAAAGUUGUUGGUGCCAUAGAAGUCAAUCUUUUGAAGAUGGGGGAGAUAGAGGAUGGGGAAGCCGACCACAUCACAACAGAUGUGCAGGGACAAAAGUGUGCGUUGGCGUGUGAGUGCAUUGCCCCAGAAGGUAUAAAAGACAAGGACAGCUUGCUUUUCUUAAAUGCAGUAUUAAAAAAUCCAGUGUAUAAGUUAUACAGAUUCCCCACAUCGGAUAACAAAUGGAUGAGGAUUAGAGAGCAGAUGUAUGAGACCGCACUGUCUUUUCAUAUUCCUAAGGAACUGAUCUCCCUUCACAUAAAGGAGGACUUGAGAAGAAACCAGGAGCUAAAGGAUCUUGGUGAGCUCGCACCACACUGGGACAAUCUACGCAAAAACGUUCUUGCUCACUGUGAACAAAUGGUGAACACGUACCAGGACAUUCUGACAGAACUUGGGAAGCAAACAGGGUCUUCCUUCAGAUCAAGCUGCAGCAAAGGAGAGAAGAUAUUAGAAUUCAUUCCAAUAAACCUGCAUUUUCAAAGAAUGCAUGUUCACAGCCCCCAAUUGAAAGAUGCAUUAUAUGAUGUCAUCACAGUAGGCGCUCCAGCCGCACACUUUCAGGGAUUUAAGAAUGGUGGUCUGCGGAAGUUACUCAGUCGAUUUGAAAUGGAAAGGAGAAAUACCGGAUACCAGUUUAUUUACUAUUCACCUGAAAACACAGCGAAAGCAAAGGAAGUUCUCGGCAACAUCGAUCAACUCCAGCCCCUCAUAUCAACCCACGCAGAUGGGCUGCUUAAUUCUGCCAGCCAGCACUCUCCAGACAGCCUGAAGAAUUCUUUAAAGAUGCUUUCAGAAAAAACGGAGGUCUUCGUGCACGCCUUUAAGGAUCAGCUGGUCAGAAGUGCCCUCUUAGCUCUCUACACAGCCCGGCCAGGCUGUGUCCUCAAGAAAUCACCCACUCCCAAGAACACUGGGGAGGAAGAGGCUAAACCUGCAGGGUCCCUGCCCCCUAUCCAAAGACAAGAUUCUAUCCCACAUCACUCGGACUAUGAUGAAGAAGAGUGGGAUAGGGUGUGGGCCAAUGUGGGAAAGAGCCUCAACUGCAUCAUUGCCAUGGUGGAUCAGUUACUUGAAAAAGAUGGUGGUAUCAAUGGCAGCAGCAGCGGCGGCGGAGGCAGCAAUGACAGUGCUACCAAUGGUGGCGGCGGCAGCAAUCCCACAGAAGGUGAACAGGAUCCUUCACUAGCAGAUCCCAUCACAGCACACAAAAGUGAAGACUGGUAUGAGCAGCUGUACCCUCUGAUCCUGACCCUGAAGGACUGCAUGGGUGACGUGGUGAACCGGGCAAAGCAGUCUCUGACCUUUGUGCUACUGCAGGAGCUUGCAUGCAGCUUGCCCCAGUGCCUGAUGCUGACGCUCCGGAGGGACGUUGUCUUCAGCCAAGCGCUUGCAGGAUUGGUCUGUGGAUUUAUAAUGAAAUUACACUCAAGUUUUCACGAUCCUGAUUUCCUCCAGCAACUUCACACUGUGGGCUUGGUUGUACAGUUUGAAGGACUACUGAGCACGUAUAGUGAAGAAAUUGGAAUGCUGGAGGAUAUGGCUAUUGGCAUUUCAGAUUUGCAGAAAGUAACAUUUAAAAUAACUGAAGCCAAAUCCAAUGAUUUCUUGCCAGUUGUAACCGGAAGGCGAGAACAUUAUGUAAUAGAGGUCAAGCUUCACCAGAUGUUUGAGUUGCUGCCACUAGAGAUUAAAGAAGGGAAGCUGUUACAUGUAUACCCAGUCCUCUUUAAUGUUGGAAUCAAUGAACAGCAAACUUUGGCAGAGAGGUUUGGAGAUGUCUCUCUGCAAGAAAGCAUUAAUCAGGAAAACUUUGAACUCCUCAAGGAAUAUUGCCAAUUGUUUACUGAAAAGAUGCCUCCUGAUUAUCUAUCCAAUUUUCAAGAGCAAAAUGAUCUAAAAGGAUUACUAGAAAACCUUCAACAAAACAUCCAGGCCAAAAAGAGAAAGAAUGUAGAAAUCAUAUGGCUGGCUGCAACGAUUUGCCGCAAACUUAAUGGGAUUCGAAUGACCUGUUGUAAAAGUGCCAAAGACAGGACGUCUAUGUCAGUUACCCUGGAGCAAUGUGCCAUCUUGAGAGAUGAACAUCAGUUGCACAAGGACUUCUUCAUCCGGGCGCUGGAUUGUAUGAGAAGCAGACAAACCCAGGGAGUACUGAAUGAAUCGGAUGAUCCCGAGACAGGCUGUCUAAUUGAUAACAAGCCAACUUCUCGUCACUUCUAUCCCGUCGCCUUGCUGCUUGUCAGCUCACACCUGCUGGUUGUGUGGCUCAUUUUAAGUCUUGCUUUACUAUUAGCCAAAUAUCAAUAAGUUUCACUUUUCUGUUUCUUUUCUACAAAUGGCAACAAACUUUAAAUUGAGGAGGGGCGGGGGGAUCCUGUGCUAUUUCUACAUUUUCAGAUCCACAGAAUUUAAAAUACAAAUGUUUGAAUUGUACAGUGUUGGGUUUUUUGUUUGUUUGUUUUAUUUUCUUAAAAAUCUAAGAAGUACUAUGCAUUCAGUGAAUUGUUAGCUCUUUUUGUUCCUGGAGAAAAUUUUCCCAUCGUUUAUUAGCCCAAAAGGAAAAAAAAAUAGCUAAAUUAAUGUCUUGUAAAUAAGACAAAAAGCAGGAUCCCGAAAGCUUGAAGAUCCAAGCCUCCUUUUCCUCUUCCAAUUAAAUGAAUUUGAAGAAACGGAAACUGAUUUUGCACAACACAGUCAAACUCUGAAACAGGUCCUAUUGAUGUGGGAGUGGGUAGCAUUAAUUUUUGUUGUGCUACCUUCAUCGUUGUCUUCAGCUGACUGGCCAGACCUUCUGUUUGAUUUCCCCUGUUGGUGGGUCAUGUCAUUUCUUUGCUGCGACUAACCCUCUUCUGUCAAGUAACCCUAAGGAGACAAAACUGAGUUCUGUUUUUGUAAUUGAAUUUAUCUGUUUGUAACUGUUGUUUCUGUUGAUUUCUUUUCCUAGAUACUUUUCUAUUCUUUUUAACAAAGUCUUGCUUGUGUCUUGAUGCACCAUUUUCGGCAUUUGUGACUUUUGUACUGUCUGUGAACAAGCCCCCUCCCUUUAUAAAGCAGAGACUUGGAUCAGGCCGUUUGGAAAGCCAUGUUCACUUUUUUUCAUUGCACAGCUUAACAUACUGAAAUCAAAUGGAGAUAAAACUUUCCUUUAGAAAAUCUAUUGGGCCAGACUUAAUCAAUGCCUUAUUCCUAGAACCUGCAUCUUUAGGGCUACAUAGAGAUUUUAAUGUGUUUUUAAAAGUCUGAGAAAUUAAUUUGUGGGAAAAAAAAGAUAUAUAAAAGGCAGAUAUAUUUCUGAAACUAAAGUAAAGGUGUAUUGUGGAGUUAAUUAUAUUUAAAAAGUCUAUUAAAACUUAAAUAUAUGUUAAGGGCAAAGAAUUUAAUCAUCUCUUUCUGAGGGCAAUAAUGGUAUUGGGCCUGGCCUUGGAUUUAAUUUUGUAAGAUGUAUCAUCACUUGUGGGGGAAAAACAAAGAAACAAAAAACAAAAAUGUAGAGUUGAAUCUUUGUUAUUUUUACUUGGACUGUUGCUGCAACUCUGCAUUGAACAAAUAAAAAACAUAUUUAUUUA